ACAGAUACGAAGAUGAAAUAGCAAAUUGAUUAGAUUAUUAUUUGUUGUGUUUACUCGUAUAAAUAUGAAAAGUCGCAGACAAGAAACCAUCAUAAACCAAUAAUAUUUCCAACAAGUAUUAACAACUAAAAUCUGAAACAACAUGCGUGCCUUCAUUGUCCUGUGUUUAGUGGCUGCAGCCUCUGCUGAUAAAUUGGGCUACAACUAUCGCCCAGUGGGACACUCCGACUCUGGACUAUCCUUUGCACCAGGUGGUUCCUCAGGAAGCAUUGGUGGACUCGGUGGUUUGGGAGGCUCUGGCGGUCUGGGUGGAUUAGGUAGCGGUGGCAGUAUCGGUGGACUUGGCGGACUCGGUGGUUUGGGCGGUCUUGGCGGUUCAAGCGGUGGUUUGGGUGGUCUUGGCGGUUCAGGUGAUAUCGGUAGCUCCGGCAGCGUUGGACCAUCAUACUCCGCUCCCGCUCAAGCUGAAUUCAAUAAGGAAUUCUUCUCCUACUCCGCUCCCGAACAUGAAUUCGAUGAUGCUGAUGCCAGCCAAGAUGUUGCCAACUCACUGAAGAAGAACCUCCGUGUUAUCUUCAUCAAGGGACCCGAAAACCGUGGACUCGAGAAUGCUGCCCUCCAAUUGGCUAAACAUGCUGCUAACGAACAAACCGCCAUCUAUGUUUUGCAGAAACAGAGCGAUAUCGGAGAUUUGGCUAAGAAACUCAACUCUAUCCAAGGCCAGAGCGCACACAAACCCGAAGUUCACUUCGUCAAAUACCGCACCCCUGAGGAUGCUGCCAACGCACAACGUGCUAUCCAAUCGCAAUACGACCAAUUGGGCGGUAGCUCCCAAGCUCAUGACGGUGGUGUUGCCCCAGUGCACAACUUCGCUUCCCAAGCUCCAGUUCAAGCACCAGAAGUACAUGCUCCACGCAACGCCUACUUGCCCUCUUCCAUCAUCCGCGUUUAAGUAGAAUUGGUAUAAAACCAGAUCACACUUGUUGUUACCUACUUUGUUUAAUUGAAAGAACUGAUUUGUUAAGUUUGUUAUACGAAACGUUUGAACCAAGUUAUGAAUAUGGACGACGCUUAUUAUUGUUAUUGUUACUUAAUAU
This is a messenger RNA of Zeugodacus cucurbitae (melon fly), 1097 nucleotides long. RefSeq names its product mesenchyme-specific cell surface glycoprotein. NCBI's taxonomy places the organism in Eukaryota, Metazoa, Arthropoda, Insecta, Diptera, Tephritidae. Bases 143 to 952 code for a protein of 269 amino acids. The record is from RefSeq and is a predicted model, not a curated record. The transcript is spliced from 2 exons.